UGGUGUACAUUGAUCAUGGGUCACAUGCAUAAUAAUGCCUUUCUGUUGACGGAAAGUACGACUAAAGGGCAAAUUGCAAAUGCCAGUAGACAUUUUGCAAGUGGCAACUGCAAUUGUUUGCGAUUCCGGAGGCUUUACUCCAAUCUUAUUUUGGCAUAUAUUGUCACAAAGUGGGUUUUAUGUUGACACAAGGAACUCCUGUCACUUGCAUAAAAGGGUAAAAUAUGAAUUGAAGCUUUGCCUCUCGUGGUUUUUUUUUUACACGAUGGACCUCAGUGGAACAUCAGCAUCAUCAUCGCUACGCUGAAGACUAAAGACUGCAUUGGCAAAAAGACACCUGGCUACUACAAAACGUCACUCAUCCAGAUCUACCAUGGACUUAAUCGAACACGUGGUGCCGGCUGUCAGCUGCCUGGUGGUCGUGCUCGCCCUGCCGCUCAACCUCGUGGCCAUCUACAUCCUCUGUGCGUGCAUCAAGAGGAAGUCCUCCACCACCGUGCUGAUGAUCAACCUGGCCGUAGCAGAUGUCCUCUUCGUCUGCUGCCUAUUCUUCAUCAUCCCGUACUACUUCAAGGGGAACGUGUGGGUCUUCGGACUUUUCCUCUGCCACUUCGUCUACACGGUCUUCUUCACGACCACCUACGUGAGCAUCCUGUCCGUGAUGGCCCUCUCUGUGGACCGCUACUUCGCCAUCCUGUACCCCAUCAAGUCCAAGGUGUGGAGGAACAAGGUGUGGGGCUGCAUGGCGAGUGCCAUCACUUGGGUGAUAGCAUUCAUGCACGUUGUGCCUAUGAACGCGACCAAGAUGAUGAAUAUCAACACAGAUCACAACACGAGCGAAGCCUCCUCCUGCUGCGAUAAUUUCGCCCCAGAUGACCUGGAAUUCAUAGCGAGACUGCGGUUAGUGUUGUGCAUUACCUUGUACGUGUUCCCACUGUUCGUCACAUCCUACUGCUACGCCUCCAUCAUGAAAGUGCUCCUCUCCAAUAAUGUGCUCAACAUGGGGCAAGAAAAGAAGACACGUGCCAUUAGGCUGAUCAUAAUUACGAUGCUCAUUUAUCUGUUUUGUUUUGGUUGCUACAAUGCUACGCAUGUCAUCGGUUAUGUGAACCACCUUAACUUAUGGUGGCGCCCGCUGUCACUUGUGUUCAACACUCUUAACUGCAUGCUGGACCCUCUCAUCUACUACUUUGCCUCAACAACUUGCCAGGAGGUGCUCAAAGAAUACUUCACUAAAAGAACACAGUCCAGCAAUGGCAACGAAGCAACUCUAGCGACCUAGAGUGGAACGCAAAUGGAUAUGCUUCACUUAGAUGCAGUCUCAGUGUGUCGCAAGCAUCAAUGGAAAAGGUAAUUUUCUUCAACCGAAUGAAUCAUCACUUUCUUCCCCAUGAUGACUUCGUCCAUAGAUCUUAACUGGUAAAACAAGCAGCUCGCCAGUUGGACUGCUGACAAUUGUUUGAAAUGUCAAUCUUUGUGUACUGUAUUUAUGCACAUAUUUUUGUCUAUUUCAUGAAACACCA
Molecule: messenger RNA, 1523 nt
Organism: Lethenteron reissneri (Far Eastern brook lamprey)
Lineage: Eukaryota; Metazoa; Chordata; Hyperoartia; Petromyzontiformes; Petromyzontidae
Product: proteinase-activated receptor 1-like
Biological process (GO): G protein-coupled receptor signaling pathway; cellular response to fatty acid
Cellular component (GO): plasma membrane
Molecular function (GO): G protein-coupled receptor activity
Source: RefSeq, a predicted model, not a curated record